AUGGCCAAGAAGUCUUGUGUUGAUAGGAAGGGCGUGGUGAUGAGGCUGGAUGAGUCCUGGCCGGAUGCAGAGCUACAGAGGGUGCUGAGUAUUGUUAGGCAGGCCAUGGGGGCAGCAGACGCCUAUGGUAUCGGCUCACUGGCGCUGGGCAGGGGAAAGGUGUACACUUCUAGUCCUGAAGUCAAAGUUCCUGAGAAUAAACCUGCCAAGCUGCCUUGCACCUACUCGGACUUCUCCUCGCCCCGAGUGGAGUGGAAGUUUGCUCAAGGUGACAUCACGAGCCUCGUUUGCUAUAACAACAAGAUCACAGCUCCCUUUGAAGACCGAGUCACCUUCUCAAAUACUGGCAUCACCUUCCACUCAGUGACCCGGAAGGACACGGGGAUGUAUACGUGCAUGGUCUCUGAUGAAGGCGGUACCGCUUAUGGGGAGGUCAGCGUCCAGCUCAUUGUGCUUGUGCCUCCAUCCAAACCCACAGUCAACAUCCCCUCCUCUGCCACCAUUGGGAGCCGGGCAGUGCUGACCUGCUCAGAGACAGAUGGUUCCCCACCCUCUGAGUACCUCUGGUAUAGGGAUGGGACCCUGAUGCCCCUGGAGCCCAAGAGAAAUCGUGUCUUCAGCAACUCUUCCUACAGCCUGAACCCCAAGACAGGGGAGCUGGUCUUUGAUCCCGUCACAGCCUCCGAUACUGGAGAGUACACCUGCCAGGCACAGAACGGGUAUGGAGCACCCAUGAUGUCCGACGCUGUGCGCAUGGAGGCAGUGGAGCUGAACGUGGGAGGCAUCGUGGCAGCUGUCCUGGUAACACUCAUUCUCCUUGGAGGCUUGAUUUUCGGCAUCUGGUUCGCCUAUAGCCGAGGCUACUUUGAUAGAAAGAAGAAAGGGACCGAGAGUAAGAAGGUCAUUUACAGCCAGCCCACUGCCCGAAGUGAAGGGGAAUUCCGACAGACCUCGUCAUUCCUGGUGUGACCCUCGUGUCCUGUGUCCAGCCUUGCUCGGGUGCUACCAGACUCUCGCCCUGGAGUCUGCAAUUUCACUGGAUGCCUUGUUUAUCUUCUG
Miniopterus natalensis is the source of this 1059-nucleotide messenger RNA. NCBI's taxonomy places the organism in Eukaryota, Metazoa, Chordata, Mammalia, Chiroptera, Miniopteridae. The record is from RefSeq and is a predicted model, not a curated record.